AAUUUCAUAAUCCCCUACCAAGAAAUUUAAAUCAAUAUAAAAGCUAAUCACCCAAAUUAUUAGAAAAACACAUGUCAUGCUGUUCAUGCACAUGUGUUAUCUGGAAAAUGAUCUGCCUAUGAAUUUUAUAUAGCAUUGUGGAGCUUUAUAGUGCCACGUUAUUAGUCACAACUCUGACGUAUCAAUUAACAAAUAAAAUUAUUCCAUCUUGUAGUAGUUUCGAACACAUCAUUCAUAUUGGGGAAUUAGACUAGUUAUCAGGACAGCUUCUUGACCGGUCUCUUUUAUCCCUUUUAUUUUCAGGUAAUGUUAGAGAUAUUAAAUUUAUAGAUAAAGUUUUGGAAACUAACCUUUUAUUUUCAUGUUUUACCAGGAGCUACAAUUUUGGAAGGUACUAGGUGAGUGAGCAUGAUCUAAUCUAAACAUAGCGAAUGCUCGUGUAUAAAGAAAUCACAUAUGCUCUAACUAAUAUAAUUAUGUUAUCCGCUCUAACAAAGAUGAUUGCACAUGUAAAUUAUAAAGCUAAAAGUAAAGAUAAAAAGCGGAAAAUAAGAAGGGGUCAAAAGUUGCUAUCUUUGGUCCACCCAAUCCACAGGCUUUAAGCCUGUCUCAUCCGAUGUGUUUGUUUCUGUGUUUCAAAAAUUGAAAAUCCCUCCUCGAGUCCUGGUCUUCGUGGAAGCUAGUGCCGCAGCAAGUGACCCUCACGAUCUCUCCACCCUUCUCUCUUUCCUCUCUAUCUCUCUAAAAGUUUCGGAUCACCACACGACCAUUUCCUCUCGGCUUGAAAACUCCUCCUAAACACUCCCUUCUCUCCCGCCCCGCCAACUUUUUUUUCUUGAUGCAAGGUUUAUCCUUGAUGGGUUUUUCUUAAUUUUCUGUUUACUUUUCUGGGUUUUACUGAAACUCCCUCAUAUUUUAUUGGGUUUCUGUCUCCCAAUUUUCUUCUUGUUUUCCCACAGAGAUUCUCCAACUGGGUGUUUUGUCUUGUUCUUUUUGUUUAUUUUGUUCUGUUUUUUCAUUUUUUACUUGUAAUACUUUGGUCAUUGGGUCUACAUUCUCUGUGCCCUUGAUCUUUUUGUUGGGGGUUGGUGACCUGUUGAUGUCUCUGGCCGUUGGACUUGUUUCGAGUUCCAAAAACAUGGGGUUGGAUGAUGAUAACGCCGCCAAGGUUUCCGACAAGACGGCGAAAACCGGUGAGGCAAGUGCGGAUCAACUAUCCACAGGGAUGGUUAGAUCACCCAGUGAGGGUUCUCUCUGUCAGACCGAGGACGAAGACGACGAUGACGAAGUAAAGAAGAUUGAGUUGGGGCCUCAGUUCACUCUCAAAGAACAAAUUGAGAAGGAUGCGGACGAUGAGAGCUUGAGGAGGUGGAAGGAACAGCUUCUUGGGAGUGUGGAUGUUAAUUCUGUCGGUGAAACUCUAGAGCCAGAAGUUAAGAUCAUGAGCCUGGCAAUUAAAUCCCCUGGCAGAUCUGAUAUAAUUCUUCCGAUUCCCGUCGACGGAAAUCCCAAAGGGUUGUGGUUUACUUUGAAAGAAGGUAGCCGUUACAGCCUCAAAUUCACUUUUCAGGUCAGCAAUAACAUCGUUUCAGGUCUCAAAUACACCAACACAGUCUGGAAAACUGCUGUGAAAGUUGAUAGCACGAAAGAGAUGCUUGGAACAUUUAGUCCACAGUCAGAGCCUUACACACAUGUGUUGCCCGAGGACACAACCCCAUCUGGCAUAUUUGCUAGGGGAUCUUAUUCAGCUCGAAGCAAGUUUGCUGACGAUGACAACAAGUGCUACUUGGAGAUUAAUUACACCUUUGAUAUCCGAAAAGACUGGCAAUCGUCGUAAAAAUUCGAUCUGUUUUAUCGAUUUGUAGUCCAUUGUUUUGUUUUCUCAAGCUGAGACGAUCUGCAAUUCAUUGUAAACAUGUGAAAAAUAUUCCGCUGCUGCCUUUGUUUAUUUUUCAAUCCAAUCUGAGACUGGUGACUUCAUACAA
Molecule: messenger RNA, 1985 nt
Organism: Pyrus x bretschneideri (Chinese white pear)
Lineage: Eukaryota; Viridiplantae; Streptophyta; Magnoliopsida; Rosales; Rosaceae
Product: rho GDP-dissociation inhibitor 1
Exons: 5
Coding region: 1100-1837 (245 amino acids)
Biological process (GO): Rho protein signal transduction
Cellular component (GO): cytosol; cytoplasm; membrane
Molecular function (GO): protein binding; Rho GDP-dissociation inhibitor activity
Source: RefSeq, a predicted model, not a curated record